AUGGCGUCCUACGCGGUUUCCCGCGCGUUAAGGCGGGUGUCCCCAUUCUUUUACCAAAAAAGAUUGGAGUCGACUGUGGCGAGUUUGACAAAAGAUGAGAUUUUAAUACUGUUGCGGCCUCCUUUUACGAAUUGGAGCAAUGUUAUUAGAGACGCGGAGAAAGUGGUCGGAUAUCCAACUUCCUUCAUGAAUCUCAGAUGUUUAUUGAGCGACGAAUUUGCAAACUUGGCGCUUUAUUUAAGAAAAUUGGUUGGCAGCAAUCAUUUGGUGAUGCAAACAGCCAAGAACGUCUUAUACGGUGAUUCAAAAAGCCUGCAACCUUGGGGUCUUAUCAUUCUUCUGCUCUCAAAGUCAGUUAAGACAACCAGCAGUACUCCCCAAAUUAAGAAAAAUGACGAAGAUACCAGAGUGCUUGCAGAGCUUACAGAAAUGAUGAGAACUGGCCACUUAAUUCACAGAGGUAUCGUCAACGUACCCUUUGCAACAAGAUCGAAAGCCACAGACUCUGCUAUAUUUGGUAAUAAAAUAGCUAUAUUAUUAGGAGAUUAUCUUUUAGUAACAGCUAAUGGUAUGCUUGCAAAUCUAAGGAAUUCAGACGUCUCCUACAUAAUUUCAACAGCAUUAAAAGAUUUAUCUGAAGGUGAAUUCUUUGGGGAACGAGACGAGCAAAAUAUGCCUUUGCCAGGUAAACCUAAAAUUACAGGAAAAGAUUACGAAAUCACUUUCGAUACAAAUGCAAUGGAUGUUGCUGAUCUCUUGGGCAAACCAAGAAAAGAAUGGACAGCAAGAACAGUCUAUAACGGCGUAAGUCUUUUAGGACGAAGCUGUCAAUCUGCCAUGGUACUUGACAGACAAAAUAGGGAGACACAGAAUCAAGCUUAUCAGUUCGGUUGUCAUGUAGGCUUGGCGUGGCAGGCUGCAACAGAAAUUCAACAAUUAACUUCGGACAGUAAAGAACAAUUUUGCCUGGCAAGUGCACCAGUGCUGUUUGCUCUUGAUAGUAAUCCUGAAUUAUAUAAAGUCAUAGAUCAGGCUAAAAAUGACGUCAAAGACGUUGAUUACGAAGAUCUGAAAUUUAACAUUUUAAAGACUGACGCUGUUGAUAAAACUAAGACGUUAUACGAGGAACAUGCUAAAAGGGCUACUGAAUAUAUUGAAAGUAUAGGACAAAAUGAAUCAGUAGAAAUGAUAAAGAAAUUAAUAAAUACUUUUUAA
Arctia plantaginis is the source of this 1215-nucleotide messenger RNA. Lineage: Eukaryota; Metazoa; Arthropoda; Insecta; Lepidoptera; Erebidae. The record is from the annotation of a GenBank genome assembly.